CCGACCCCGUUAGCCCCGCCCCACUUCAGUUUCGCUUCUGCAGUGACUCCGGCGGGGCGUCGAGGCCGGAGCUCCGGGAAGCGCGCUCCCAGGGACGAGCCGCGGUCCCCGACGGUCUCUGCGCAAGAGAGAAGCCUGUGAAGACCAGUAGCAGCCAGUGCAUUGCACCUGGGCUCAGGUGUGGGGUGUUUCCAUCACUGGAAAAUUCUGGCUGCUUCAUAUCUACCACUGGAGCUUCUGGACAAAAGCCAUGGCCCUCUCCUCAUUCACAAAGAAGAUGAAAGAAAUCGCCACCUGCUCCAUCUGCAUGAGCCUGAUGACGCAUCCCGUGACCAUCAGCUGUGGGCACAGCUACUGCAACUCGUGCCUGCAGUACUCCUACAACGGCCAGGCCCCAUCAGGGCGGCGGAGGUUCUGCUGCCCUCUCUGCCGGUCCUCAUUUCCUCUGACGAACCACGGGUACAACAAGGUUCUGGAAAACCUCAUCGAGGUCAUCGGGGAGAUGGACCUGGAGUUGCUGUGCGGGGAACACGGGGAGCAGCUGCACCUCUUCUGCGAGGACGAGGGCCAGCUCAUCUGCUGGCGCUGUGAGCGGUCACCGCGGCAUGCAGGGCACACCACGGCUCUUGUGGAAGACGCCUGCCAGGGCUACAAGGAACAACUCCAGAAUGUUAUAACAAAAUUGAGUCAACUCCAUGAGGAAUGUACAAAUCAGAAGGCAUUCGUGACAAAGCAAAUAACUGAAUGGAAGGAGAAGAUAGAGAUUCAGAGACAAAACAUCAAGUCUGACUUUAAGAAUCUCCAGAUUUUCCUGUGUCUGGAGGAGAAGUCAUAUCUUUGGAGGCUGGAGAGGGAAGAGGAGGAGAUGCUGUGGAGGCUGAGGGCGAGCGAGGCCAGACUGAAGCAGAAGAGCGAUGAACUCAGGAGCCAUAUUCUGGAGUUGGAGGCAAAAUGUCAGAGCUCAUCCCAGAAGUUGCUGCAGGAUGUGAAAGACACCUUGAGCAGGAGCCGGGUGGAGAGGCUGGAGACACCAGAGGCCUUUUCCAUGGAGAUUCAUACCACCUGCAAUGUUUCUGAGCUCUACUUUGAUGUGAAGAAAAUACUAAGACGUUGUCAAGUUGGUGUGACCCUGGAUCCGGACACAGCUCACCCGAACCUAACUCUGUCAGAGGACGGAAGACAGGUGACUCACGGGGGUUGCCAGGAGGAUCUCGACUUUUCUCCCAGGAGAUUCAGUGCCUUCCCCUGUGUCCUGGGCUGUGAGGGCUUCACCUCAGGGAGACACUACUUUGAAGUGGAUGUUGGAGAAGGGACUGGUUGGGAUUUGGGGGUCUGUAUGGAAAAUGUGCCUAGGGAUGCUGAUGUGAAGCAGGAGCCUGAGUUUGGCUUCUGGACCAUCAGGCUGUGCAAAGGGGACUACCUAGCACUUACCAAUCCCCCAACUCCUCUGAGUCUGCGUGAGCAGCCCCUGGUUGUGGGAAUUUUUCUGGACUAUGAGAUUGGAAUUGUGUCCUUCUACAACACGACUGCUGGCUCCCACAUCUUCACGUUCCCCAACGCCUCCUUCUUGUACACUCUCAAGCCCUACUUCCGUGUUUAUCAGCAUUCUCCUUUGUUCCUGCCUCCCCCAGAGUAGUGAAGAAAGGAGAGCCUCCUUAGUUUAACCAGCAUAGACGGUUGUAAAUCCCCUCAAGGCAGAACAUGGGCAGUUCCUCCAGGUCCUAGAACAGUGCUGGGCUUCCAGUGGCUAUUUAGUAAAUCCUCAUGGAAAUAACAGAUGUAAAGACAGUAAGCAUGCCACCCACCAUCAGCUGAGCAUGGAAAGCAGGUGAUAGGUCCCCCUCAUCAGAAGUUCCCCCAGGCAGGCUGACAGAGCUGGCUUGUCACUAACUGGCCAAGGGUAGCAUAUUCUGCUACCCUAAAAUAUAGCACUUUAGCAUAUGGAUUAUUUUGAGUUGAAGACAAUUGAGAAAAAACAGAUUUGAGAAAAACUCUUUGCCUAAAUGAAGGACACACAUUUGUAAAGGUGUCCCCCUUCCUGUCCAGGGAGGACAGGAGUUAGUCACAAGAGACAGCAUGGAGAGAAUACCAAAGGGAACUUCUUUAACUUUAUUAAAAAUCCUUGUAAAACUCGCCUUUGUCCACAACUUCAUGUGUGCCUUCCCACAGUUUGCAACCCUAGAAAGCCAAAGUCCUUUUCCUUUGCCUUUCAUUUCUCUAAAAAUAUACUGUUCUUUUGUUAAAAUGCUCUCUAAGCCCACGUUCUAACCACUUCCUGGCAUUACUUAUCUUGCGUAUUCCCACGUGUAUGUGUGAUGCAUAUGUUAAUAAAUUUCUCUAU
Sciurus carolinensis (gray squirrel) is the source of this 2341-nucleotide messenger RNA. It is a transcript of the gene Trim38, whose product is annotated as tripartite motif containing 38. Gene Ontology annotation, molecular function: protein binding; zinc ion binding. The transcript has 7 exons. The coding region runs from base 251 to 1636 and encodes 461 amino acids. NCBI's taxonomy places the organism in Eukaryota, Metazoa, Chordata, Mammalia, Rodentia, Sciuridae. The record is from RefSeq and is a predicted model, not a curated record.